CCUCUGCGGGACCGAUCCGAGGGCUCCUCCUUCACGCGCCCCCCAGAGGAAGUUCCCCAGUCCUCCUGUCCCAACCCCCGGGAGGAUGGGCGAGGGGGUACAAGGGAGCCCCAACCUCACCCGGGCUGCCAGAGGAAGAGGUGCCCCACCCCUGCUUGGGUCUGGAGCAUGGACUUCUCCGAGUGGGGUCCUGUUGGAGCCCAAAGGAGCCGGGGGAGGAGGCUGGGAACCACGAUCCUGGGGCCAAAUACAUAUACUGGGUUUGAGGUUUAUAUGCUGGGGUGGGCGUGGGAGGACUAGACCACUACACAGUCAUCCCAGGGGUCUCUCAAGUUGCUCCACUUCUGUCUAGCUGGCCAGGGUGUGGAAAGGUGUGCAGACCUGAGUUAGUGACAAGUGUAUCCUCGCGGUCACCCUUGGUCACAACUGAAUCAACAUAACCAGUUGCCAUAGAGUUGAUUCUAACUCAUGGGGACCCCACGUGUGUCAGACAGAGUAGGACUGUGCUCCAUAGGGUUUUCGCUGGCUGACUUUUUAGAAGUCGAUCACCAGGCCUUUUUUCUGAGGUGCCUCUGGGGUGGUCCUCCAACCUUGUGGUUAGCAGCUGAGCACAUUAACCUUUUGUUCCACCCAGAGACUCCAGACCAACAUAAUCAUGAUUUACAUCCCACCCCACCCAGCCUGGUCCCCCUCAGGUUAGGGUGGGGGGAAUGUCAGUGGAUUCUGACCUGUUUUUUAAGAGCAUGUCAUCCAAUAGAACUUUCUGGAAUGAUGUAAAUACUCUAUAUCUGUGCUGUCCAAUACAUGUGGCUAGUGGCUACCAUAUUGGACAGUGCCGUUUUAGAAUCAUCGCCUUCCCAUAUCCAUACCUACUUUCUUGCUCUUUCAUCAAAAACGCCCUAGGUUUGAGACUCAUUUUAUUCCCCUGCAGAAUGUAGCAGGAUAGCCAGCUUCUGGGUAGGCAGAAAGGGUCUGACAAGCUUCCAGAAGGGUGUCACCCUGGGCUUGCGCCCCUUCCCAUUCUUAGGUCCUGUGGAUGGUGGGCUGGACAAGGUCACAGAAUCACAGGCUCUUGGGAGGAAAUGAUGUCAAAGGCAGCUGUUUUAAGCACCCAACAGGUGCCCAAGCGCCCACUCCAUUGCUUUCUCUAUACUUAGAGCUUACUCUUCCUUAAUCAUUCAUUUUCCAAAUUUUAUGGAGCACCUGCUGGGUACCAGGCACUGUGCCCAGCUCUGGGGUUCAGACAUAAACAAGGUAGUUACCUUUCUGGCUCUCAGAGGAUGUACAUUUUAGGGAAAGAGAGACAGCCAGGCAACAGAGCUGUACAGAAAAAAGGAGAGAUUUGUGAACUAUGGGGAGUGCAAGAGAGGGAACGAAUAGGGGAUGGUGACAGAAAAGAAGAGAAGGGGGACUUCUGGGAAGGAUAGUCUGGGAAGAUUCCUCUGAAGAGAGGACCCUUAAGCUAAGACCAGAGGGGAAAUGGAAUAGGACAGCAUGUGCAAAGGGCCUGGGGAGGAGGCCAGUAUAGCUGGAAGGAGAAGGAAGCUCAAGUGGUCACUGGAGCAGCCAGUAAGGCCCAGGCAUUAGGCAGAAUCUUGCAGGCCUUGAAAGGGACUCUGGUGCUGGCCUUAGAUCAAAAGUUAAGCAGAUUAGUGACCUCAUCUAGUACAUUUUAAAAAGCCCCCUCUGGCUUCUGGGAACUAAAUGGCUCCAAGAGGGCUAAGAGUGGAAACCUUUAAUUCAUUAGGAAGCAACUGAUCUAGUCCAGGCAAGAGAUGAAGGCAGCCUGGAUGAGGAUGAUGGCCAUGGUAUGGAGAGAAGGGAUGAGUUAGAGGUAGGUGUUGGAGGUGGAACCAACAGGACCUGUGGAUGGAAUAGGUCCUAGGAGUGAGAGACAGUGGGGGUUGAAGAAACGGUUUCUGGCUGGAGCACCUGGGCAGGUAGAGCAUAUUUUGCAGGAACAGAUUGAGAGUUCCAUUUGGACAAGUCAGGAAGGUGGUUGGAUGGAGAGGCACGGUGCCCAGGGGAGUGGCCCAGUCUGGGGUUAUACAUGUGAGAGUAGUCAGCACAGAUGGCUCUGAAAUUCUUGGGCAGCUUGAGGUUGGGAAGAAGAAGAGGAGACGACAUUGGAGGCUGAGGUGUGGCUAAGAAGGAGAAGGCAAAGCAGAGGAUGUGGGGCUGUCCCUGGGAAUCCACUCAUCUCUCAUCUGCCCUCAUUUUACCACCCACUGCAUGCCAGGCCUCAUUUAGGGUGCUGUACCGGAGGGACAAGACAGCCACUGCUUCCUCAGAGUUCAGAAACAGGAAGUUUUUCAUAUAGCAAAAUUCAUCCUUUUAUUCUUUUAAACAACCAGCUCUUACUGAGAGGCACCUACAUGUCCAGCCCUGUACAGUCACUAAAACAAAAAAGCCAAACCAGUUGCUGUCAAGUCGAUUUCGACCCAUGCUAACCCCAUGUGUGCAGACUAGAAUUGCACUCCAUAGGGUUUUUCAGGCUGUGACCUUUCCAAAGCAGAUCUCCAAGACUUUCUUCUGAGUAGCCUCUGGGGUAAACAGACAAAUGUGAUCUUGGCCUUCCAGGAGCCAAGUGCAGAGAUACAUAGAGAAUCCCUGUGUUCACCAUAUUGUGUCACUACGAGUUAUGCACAGGAAAUUACUGGAGACCAGAGGAUGAGUACCAGCCCAGGGUGAAGGGAUCAGGGAGGCAGAGGGGCUGCCUGAACUGCUCUCCAGGAAUGAACCGAAUUCGGUUAGGGAAAGAGGAGGCACAGAGGGUGAAGGCAGGAACGAGGGUAACAGCCCGGUAUGGGUGGAAUGGGAAGCCUUUGGAGUUGGCAGAGCAGACGGGAGUGGCUGGGGGCUCUGGGGUACUCAGAGGCUGGGGAGGGUCUUGUUGCUUCACAGUGAAGUUGGUAGACUUAAGCAGUGGGGCACCAUGGAAGAGAUGAAGCAAGGGAGUGACGUAGCUGGAUUGGUGUUUGAACUUGCUCUCUCUGGCUGCUGGGUGGAGACAAAUUUGGGGAAUGAGACGUCUGCCAGCUGGUGGGAGAGGGGUGGUCAGGACAGGGUCUCAGGGUAGCCUUUGGGGUCAGGAGAACUUGGAUUCUCAUUCUGCCUCAGCCACGUACAAGUUGUGGAAUCUCGGUUAAGUCACUUGGAGUCGCUAAGUCUCAGUUUUCUCCUCUCCAAAUUGAGGAUAAGUCCUCCCUCCCAGAGGACUUGCAAGAGUACCGUAGUCCUUGGGUUAUGAAUGCCCGACUUAUGUACAACUGGUAGUUAGGAACCAACCCAGUAAAGGGUAUUAUAUUAAAAACUCGACGUACAUACAAUGGUUUGUAAUAACAAAUGGGUGCUACUUUGUGACAUGUAUCAAAACAUUAUUAUUAUUGUAUAAUUAUGUUAAAGAUGUUUUAGUGUACCUGGAAGUGUUUCUUUAAUUUUUUUUUUUAAUGUAUAAAAAGGUACAGUAUGUACUAAAUACUAAGACAAGCAUUUGACUAACUGAUGUUAGAUACUAACCAUACCUAACUGUUCCAACUUACACACAAAUUUGGCUUAAAGACAGAUUUAGGAACGGAAUGCCUCAUAAUCCGGGGACUGCAUGUAAUUUCUCUCCUCAUGGAAUCAUUGUCAAGUACUUGGCAUAGGGUCCAGCUCGCUCAUGCUGAUAAAUGGUUGUUGUUAUUAGGUGUAGAGAGGAGGGGACAGAUUUGAGAGAGAAUUAGGAGAUGGAGUUGGCAGGUUUGGGUCAGUAGCUGGACAUGGCCUUCCGGUCCUGAAUUGCUUGGGGUGGGGGCCUAGGGGAAUGGCAGUGGGAGUGAGGUGAAGAGUAACCAGCAAACUGCCUUCCGCCCAAGCACCUCUCAGUUCUAGGUACCCCCUCACAGAACCACACUAAGGUGUGCAUGAAUGGUGAGUGUAUGUGUGUGUGUGUGUGUGUGUGUGUGUGUGUUUAAGGAGGACCCCUCCAAAGAAAACAAAUUCCAGUUCCUGUCCUGAGGCUCUGGAAGCAGUUCAGCUUAGUGCUACCUUCCUUCUGGUGGAAUUCAUGACAAUGGGCAGAAGCGACCAGCUAUCCCUUGGGCUAGAGGCAGGAGGUCUGAGUUUUAGUCCUGAUUCAGCCACAAAUUAUUUUUAAGGCCUGAGAACCACUGUCUGUCUCCAGGACUCAGUUUUCCCAUCUAUAGAGUGUGGUUGCAUAGAUGGUGCCUAGUCCUUCUCCAGCUCUGACAUUUUCAAGUUCUGAGCUGCUUCAGCAGUCAAAGCCAAUGUCCUGGAUGGAAAGAGACCCUCAGAGGGGGCGGGGUCCCCAUUCCUCCAUAGUAAAAAAAAAAAUUUUUUUUUUUUUAAGAGUAUUGGAUAAUUCACUAUGGUCUUUUGCAUGACUCCGCCCACUCCCAAUAGCCCCUGCCCCAUUGAGUCCAGUCCAUCCUUGAGCUGGGGAGGGCUCAGUAGGCAGUGUGAACCGUAUCACCCAACCCUAAACUGGACACCCUAACACCUCUCCCUUGUCUCUUUCAUCUCUAGUCCCCCACCGGUGGAGCAGAAAUAAGCUUUCCUGAAUAAGUUAGAUGGAUGGUCCCCGUUAGCCUGGCGGGCUGCCCCCCUCCUGCCUUCCCACCACCUCCCCUUGCAUAGGGAGGUGCCUCUGUGUGUGGGGGAGCCUGGGGAGACAAGAGAAUUUGGGUGGGGGCUGGAGGUCCUCUGCCCAACAAGCAGGAAUGGUGCCCCCUGGGAAGAAACCAGCUGGAGAGGCCUCCAACUCCAACAAAAAGUGCAAGCGUUAUUUCAACGAGCACUGGAAAGAGGAGUUUACCUGGCUGGACUUUGACUACGAGCGGAAGCUGAUGUUUUGCCUCGAGUGUCGCCAGGCCCUGGUGCGGAACAAGCAUGGCAAAGCCGAGAACGCCUUCACUGUGGGCACUGACAACUUCCAGCGCCAUGCCCUGCUGCGCCAUGUGACCUCGGGAGCCCACCGCCAGGCUCUGGCCGUCAACCAGGGCCAGCCCACUUUCGAGGGCCAGGCUGAGGGAGGAGGGGCCUACCCAGGCCUGGUUUCCACCUCCACCUCUAGGGGCGUCAAGGUGGAGGUGGACCCCUCCAAAGUGGCUGUGCUGACCACCGUGUACUGCAUGGCCAAGGAGGAUGUGCCCGAUGACCGCUGCUCUGCCCUGCUGGAGCUACAGAGAUUCAACCUAUGCCAGGCACUGCUGGGCACCGAGCACCACAAUCAUUACAGCCCCAGGAGGGUGAGGGAUAUGCAGGUGGCCAUUGCCAGUGUCUUGCACACGGAGGACUGUCAGCGCCUGAGGGCAUCCCCAUAUGUGGGGCUGGUGCUGGAUGAGACGAAGGACUGGCCUGAGUCCCACAGUCUGGCCCUGUUUGCCACUUCAGUGUCCCCCUGCGAUGGCCAGCCUGCCACCACCUUUCUGGGCAGUGUGGAGCUACAGGAGGGUGAGGCCACUGCUGGUCACCUCCUGGACAUCCUGCAGGCUUUCGGUGUGCCCGCACCCAAGCUGGCCUGGCUCAGCUCCAGCCUCCCCAGUGACCGCCUAAGCAGUGUGGGCCUGCAGCUCCGGGCUGCCUGCCCACUGCUUACUGAACUACACUGCCUCCCUGGCCGGACAGACCCCAAGCCCCCUUCCUACCUGGGUGAAUAUGAAAGCAUACUGGAUGCUCUAUUCCGCCUGCACGGUGGCCCUAGUUCCCACAUGGUCCCUGAGCUCCGGGCUGCACUGGACCUUGCAGCUAUUGACUUGGCAGGGCCACGGACAGUGCCCUGGGCCUCAGCACUGCCCAUCGUGGAAGCAGUGGCUGAGGCCUGGCCUCGUCUGGUGCCCACAUUGGAGGCUGCAGCCCCAGCCUCUCCCACUGCUGGGGCGCUGGCCCUUGCUCUUCGCCAGUUCACCUUCAUGGCCUUCACCCACUUGCUGCUGGACGCUCUGCCCUCUGUGCAGAAGCUCGCACUUGUCUUGCAGCCAGAGGAGCCAGACUUGGCCUUGCUGCAGCCCCUAGUGAUGGCGACCGCUGCCUCCCUCCAAGCACAACGCAGCUCAGGUGGGGCCCGCCUCCAGGGCUUCCUUCAGGAACUGGCGACUUCAGGCCCCGAAGGGGGUGAGAGUCGCUGCACCUACCGCGGUGUGGAGCUGGCCGGCUACUCCGAGGCCGCUGUCCGGGGCUUCGACCGGCUGCGGGGGGCCUUCCUGGACUCCAUGCGGACAGGACUGCGGGACUCCUACCCCGGGCCAGCGCUGGACGCCGUGGCCGCCUUUGCUGCCGUCUUCGACCCCCGGCGCUACCCACAGGCGCCGGAGGAGCUGGUCACUCACGGCGAGGGGGCGCUACGCCUGCUGCUGCGCGCCUUCGCGCCCGCAGUGGUGCGCCAGCGCGCGCUGGGUGACUUUGCGCUCUUCAAGCGCGUGGUGUGCAGCCUUGGGCGGCUAGGGCCGCGGGCGCUUUGCGCCAAGCUGGCAUGCACGCACUCCGAGCUGCAUGAGCUCUUCCCGGACUUCGCAGCUCUCGCCGCACUGGCCUUGGCCCUGCCCGCGGGCGCCGGCCUCCUUGACAAGGUCGGCCGCAGCCGGGAGCUGCGGUGGUGGGGGCCGGCGGGGGCCGGGGAAGGCCGCAGUGGCCAAGUGGUGAAGAUCGCUGUGGACGGGCCCCCGCUGCAAGAGUUUGACUUUGCGCUGGCCAUAGAGUUCCUAGAGAGUGGGUGGGGGAAGGGGCUCCUGGGGUCGCAGCUCAUGUGAGGAGGCCCACUUUUUUCUCAAUCCAGCCAGUCUGGGGCCCUGGGCACCCUAUGGGCCAAGCCAGGCUUGACCGUGAUGUUGCUCCCAGGCUGACCUACUAACUGUGGCUUCCCAGAUGUUUGAGGCCUCCCGUCCACCUUCCCCGGGCUUCCUCUGCUCCAUGCUAACCCUAUCUUGUGGACUGUGAAGAGGAACCUGGGCAAGUAGGCAGAGAUGCUGGGGUCUGGGGCCCCCUAAAUGGCUCCUGUUCUCUCCAAAGUUUGGUGAGGAGUAGCCCAUCCUUUCCCCUUCUGGUCUUGGUCCAAGUUUUGACUCUAGAAGAGUUCAGUCUUGGCUAGAAGGAGUAAAACUGGGUCCUGGGAAGUGGCAGUUUGAGGGGCAGAGAAUGGGUCCUUCGCUGUUAUUUAGCCCCACUCCUGGCAGUAUCUCUUCUCUUCAGAUAUGACUGGGGAACUGGGACCUUCCUUAUUCACUCUUGACACACAGCACAGCACCCCCUCUGCACAUAAACAGUUCAAGGGCACAGCUGUGGAGACAGUGGUGGCCUCCUUCCUUCCACCCCCACAGGCUGCCUGAUGGCCUUUCUGUAUGUGGCCGUGUAGAUAGACAUAAAUAUUUAAAUGUAAAAUAAAUCUAUCCUACCUUUCGUAGUGUUAACACACAAAAAUCUCAAAGGACUUCUUUUGGUUUUGAAAUGACAUGGUCUAAAAAAGUCCCAAAUGGACUAAAUUUCUAGUUUUUGUUCUUAAAGUCUGGUGGCUCUCCAAGUUCCUGGCCCUCCCCUGCCCUUGCCUUGAAGACCAAAGACUCCAGAACCACAGAGCUGUACCUCAGGGCCUGACCCAGGACUUUUGGAGGGGUUUUGCCUCCUUGGGAAAGCAAUUGGGGCUUCCCUAGAGCUGGGGGGACACUCUCUUUCAGAUUCUCGUGGUCUUCCCACCCCCUCCUGUCAGCCCUGACUAUGAAUGGUGUGGAGAUCAGGAGAGGGGAUAGAGAGUGAGAGAGGAGGGCAGUAGCCUGUCCCCAAGCAUCCUGGGUUUGGUUUUAAUUUACAAUAAAGUGAAAACCCAGUGCAUCUUGCAGUCUCCAUGGUGAUAUGUGUGUCAGGGCCCUGCCCUGGCUCCUUUGCCCCCUCCUGUGGCCAGACUCCCUUUGGGGGUUAAUUUCAGCCAUUCUGCUGCCUCUAUAAGUGGGGAAGGGUAUUUCGCUUGGACUGG
Molecule: messenger RNA, 7966 nt
Organism: Loxodonta africana (African savanna elephant)
Lineage: Eukaryota; Metazoa; Chordata; Mammalia; Proboscidea; Elephantidae
Gene: C18H17orf113
Product: chromosome 18 C17orf113 homolog
Exons: 2
Coding region: 4722-6749 (675 amino acids)
Source: RefSeq, a predicted model, not a curated record